GAACAGAAAACAAUACCAACACGAAAUGCGGCGGGUAAAUGCUAUAACUGUGACUGUACUGAGAGUACUGAGUGGAGGAAGGGAUCAGAAGGGGCGAGGACGUUGUGUAAUAGGUGUGGAUUGCAGUACUCCAAGAGGAAUAUGCUGAUCAAGCAGCGGUCAUGA
Molecule: messenger RNA, 165 nt
Organism: Podospora anserina S mat+
Lineage: Eukaryota; Fungi; Ascomycota; Sordariomycetes; Sordariales; Podosporaceae
Exons: 1
Biological process (GO): regulation of DNA-templated transcription
Molecular function (GO): sequence-specific DNA binding; zinc ion binding
Source: RefSeq, a predicted model, not a curated record